UCCGGAGUAAGUAAGGAAGCGGCAGCAGAGGGCGUGAAAACAGCACACGUUCAGAGAACUUUGACACUUCGUCCCGGGUUGGAUUCAUAUGUAAAGAACCACAAAGAUGGCUUUCAUGAGAAAGAGUAAGUUCCGGCAUGUGUUUGGUAAGGCGAUGAAACGCGACCAGUGCUACGACUGUAUCAGAACUACCAAACAGACGUGGGACCGCCCGUUCGCAGCCGCCAACCCUAAAUUUCUUGCUGUUAUCACCGAGUCGGGUGGUGGUGGAGCUUUCCUCGUCCUGCCCCUAUCAAAGGUUGGUCGUGUGGAACGAGAUGUGCCCCAGGUUACAGGACAUCAGUCGGCAGUGCUGGACAUUGCGUGGUGCCCUCACAACGACAACCUCAUUGCCAGUGCAAGUGAUGACUGCUCUGUGAUGAUCUGGAACAUUCCUGAUAGAGGGCUGACUACAAACAUGGAAACUCCUGUAGUAGACCUAAGACUUCACCAGCGUAGGGUCGGCCUUGUUAUAUGGCAUCCAGUGGCUGCCAAUGUUCUACUGUCCGCAGGUUCCGACAACAAAAUUUACAUUUGGAAUGCGGGACUAGGGGAGGCGUUUCUUGAGAUCGAUGUGCCUGAUCUCAUCUUUUCUGCAUCGUUUAACUUCAACGGAAGUAAAGUAGUGACCACCUGUAAAGACAAGACGAUGAGGAUAAUUGACUGUAGAACGGGAGUCGUUAUAUCUGAAAACAAACCUCAUGAAAGCAGCAAACCAGCACAAGCCGUGUAUCUGAAAGAUGGCCGAAUCUUUACCACCGGGUUCUCACGCAUGAGUGAGCGACAAUAUGCUGUGUGGGAUGAGAAAUUAAAAAACCUGAGUAUGGAGGAGAUUGACAAUAACAACGGGGUGCUGUUCCCUCAGUAUGAUUCUGAUUUAAACAUCAUGUUUCUGGCAGCUAAGGGUGACAGUAUUAUUCGGUAUUACGAGAUCACGAAUGAGAGUCCCUUUGCACACUUCUUGACUCUGUAUCAGUCCAAAGAAUCACAGCGAGGGUUUGCCUACCAGAACAAGCGGGGCUUGGACAUGAAGGCCUGUGAAAUAACAAAAAUGUACAAAAUACACAACAGUGGUCUGUGUGAAGUGAUUCCGUUCACAGUGCCUCGAAAGUCGGAAUUGUUCCAAGAUGACCUGUUCCCAGAUACAGCCAAAGAUCAGGCAGCUCUCACUGCUGAGGAGUGGUUUGAAGGCAAGGAUGCUGCUCCCAUAAUGAUGUCUUUGAAAGACAAGUUCCUAGCUUUGGAGGGGACUACCCAGUCAGCUGCAAAGCCUAUACGCAAGGCUAACGUCCUGGACAACAUCAAUUCAACAACACCACAGAAGGCUCCACCAAUGAAGACAGCAGAGCAAUCGGCCCCUAAACCAGCCCCUGCUCCGGCCCGUGCUCCAUCCCCGGUUCCGGCCCCUGCCCCCACCCCUGCCCCUGCCCCUGCCCCUGUUGCUGCCCCUCCUGCGAAGGUGGCUGCUGCUCCACCACCGAAACAAGAAACAAAGCCACCUGCAGUUAGUGACAAUGCAGUGCCGGGAGCUUCCCUUCCUGCUGGUUUUGAUCCACAGGCCAUGAUUGACGAUAUCAGGAAACUCAAACUUAUUGUAAAAGCACAUGAAAGGCGAAUUAAAACGUUAGAGGAAAGAGUAUCACAAUACGAGGCUAUGUCAUCGGAAGAAGAGAACGGAGAAAAAUGCUAAAACGACAACUCUAAAUUACUGGGACUGGUCACAGCGCUCCAGGAGAAAGUGGAGGCACAGGACGGUCUAAUUGGUGAAUUACAGAAGAGAGUUGCCGCUUUGGAGGCAGCUGCCGAAUCCAAAGAGGAAGACAAUUGACAUCUCCAUGAUUACUGUACAUAGACAGCCAGUGGUGGCUACGGUAUGUAAUAGACAUUAUGAUGCAGCAAUAAUGACAUGUGAACAGGUGGCAGGAGGACUCUGUACAGAUAGCAUGUCCUCUCCUCACCAGUUAACUACAAGGAGAUCAUAACACUGUGUAUAAUUGUACAGACAUCGAGACAAUAUACAUAUGCAACAAUAAUUCACACUAUCUGUAUAAAAUUAGCAUGUGGAACAAAGUGCUAUUCUGUACAGCUAUCAGAACUUUUGUUUUCUCUCUCUGAUGUUUUCACUGGGGAAACAUGAACAUAAUUGGCAAUUAAUAUGUAGCUAAAAUUUUAACAAAGGUUUUAACACCUUUGUAACAUAGUGUAAAAAAAUCAUUGUUUUUGUACCACGCUUAGGUUAUCACAAUGUUUUCCAUUUGAUGAAAGUAAUUGAAUGGGUAGGAGCAGUGUUAAUAAUUUAUCAUCAUGGUCAUAAAUUUUAAAUGUUAUGCAGAACCAAGUAACAGUAAUUGGCAUUUUAACCCUCAUAAAUAGCAGCAAUGUUAUUGACUUCACUGUGCUAAUGUUGUUGUUGGUGGUCACCUGUUACAGUUUUCAGGUAUCACUGACAAUGACACUCCCAUUUAAACCUUCUGGUAGCGUUCAACUGUUGCCUAUUACUAUAUUUAGAAGAUGUUAAGCAUGGCAUGGCAAAAAAA
Molecule: messenger RNA, 2576 nt
Organism: Mizuhopecten yessoensis (Yesso scallop)
Lineage: Eukaryota; Metazoa; Mollusca; Bivalvia; Pectinida; Pectinidae
Product: coronin-1A-like
Exons: 12
Coding region: 107-1729 (540 amino acids)
Biological process (GO): actin filament organization
Molecular function (GO): actin filament binding
Source: RefSeq, a predicted model, not a curated record